AUGGCUCCUUCGGAAUACAGAUUUGAAGACUCUCCUGGGCUAACUUUGUCUCAAGUGAACUCUAACGUUGUUCCCCAUAGAUGCAAGACUUCCAAUGAGCAACAUCACAAAAGACACAGUGCGAUAGCCGCUUUGGUCAAGGAUAUCAACCAGAAGAGCAACGUAAAAGCUCCGUCCAUUAGAGUCGAGAAAAUAGCAAAUGCUAUCCACGGAUACUCCGAAGCAUCUAUUCUGAAUGAUCGUCAGGCCCUUGACAGUGCGCUGGCAAAAGAUCUCGAUUUGGGAGAGCGGAUCACCCAAAUCCGGGGGAAAACACUGAAUGAGAAUCUUAAAGACCAAGAGAUCCGCCAGAUCCUCAGUCGACUUGGAUUCGAUAAAGAUGUCUCUCUCGAACCCAAUGAGCAAAGAGCAAUGCUCCUGCCCCUGGUAGAUGCUAUUACCAGUGACAUUGAAACCGUCGCUAACGAGUCAAGAGAAACGUUGAAACGGCAGCUAGGGUACUAUAAGUACGCAGACAAACGCGCCUAUAAUGCCAUAACUCGGAACCUGAGCUCCCUGAGUCUAGAAAGAGGGGGAGAGGACAGUGCUGGCGACUCGGAGACUUCUGCAGCAGCCGAGGAGGUCUCCGAAGAGGAGUCUCAGGAGGAAGAAGGCGCAAAAGAAGACCCUACGACCAACGAUGCCGUUCCCGAUCCGAAGCCAGAAGGCAAGGAGAACAACGACGUGAAGGUGGUCAAUACGUCGGCUCAACGCAACGACGGAAUGAAGUUGAUCUUCGUAUCAAAUAGACCUAAGAGAACUGCUUUUCCAGAACCGAGGCCCCUGAGAGAAAAGAACGUUUAG
Talaromyces atroroseus is the source of this 843-nucleotide messenger RNA. RefSeq lists its product as hypothetical. The transcript is spliced from 2 exons. NCBI's taxonomy places the organism in Eukaryota, Fungi, Ascomycota, Eurotiomycetes, Eurotiales, Trichocomaceae. The coding region runs from base 1 to 843 and encodes 280 amino acids. The record is from RefSeq and is a predicted model, not a curated record.